AUGCGAUACUCCUUCUCGCUCGGGGCUCUGUGCCUGUCAAUCAAUGUCGCACUAGGCGCCAGUAUCAGUGGAGCAGCAGUCUUUGUUGUCGAUUGCGUACAAUCAGGACAACCUUUACGAUCUUACCUUGCAUACUACUCUUCCGCAAACCCCGACUCUCAGCGCAAGCCUGACGCCCAGUCCUCCAUCAACCCUUCGAACGGCAACAAUGAGUAUCAGUCCGGAGGAUACAUAGAUGGCUACGACUCCUACUCAAUCAACAUCAACCAAGACUACAGCGAUGGUGGUAUCACAGGAUCUUUCACGCCUGAUUCUGCAUUGGCGCCCUGGAAGUGUUUUGGCUACGGUGGCAAGCUGCUGUACACAGACACGACCCAUAAUUCCAGCAGCAGCCCAUUCGCACAAUGCAUUACACGACACUAUUGCAUCCCGAACGCCCCUGGCGGGAGUUUCACCGCCAAGCUUCAGUUGUCAACCUCCUGCACGGGAGAUGAUAGCGGUGUGAACUCAGGAGAUGGCGCCAACAGCCCUGGUCACGGAGUCGACCUACCGAAGAAACACAGGAAGCGUUGCAGCAUCGCACCAGAUGACUUCCUAACGGUCUACCUAUACGAUGCUUCUGGAGCCCAGAUAUGUACUGCUCAGACCGAUGUAGGAGCUGACUACCGCGAUGCAACUGGCGAUUGGAAGCUUUGCGGAGCGACCGUGUCUGUGGUCAACCUUGAUGCUUCCUCUGCAGAAAUGAAAGCUCAGAUCAUUGCUGCGGACGGCUCGACUGUCAAUUGUGGACUGCAGAACUGUGAGGACCAUUAUAGUGGCGGCUUCUUUUCUACAGAUCAAAGAUAUACAUACAGCUGUGAUUGGUCGUGA
This is a messenger RNA of Aureobasidium namibiae CBS 147.97, 870 nucleotides long. RefSeq lists its product as uncharacterized. The record is from RefSeq and is a predicted model, not a curated record. Lineage: Eukaryota; Fungi; Ascomycota; Dothideomycetes; Dothideales; Saccotheciaceae. The coding region runs from base 1 to 870 and encodes 289 amino acids. The transcript has a single exon.